AUUUCAUAUGUAAAUAUUAUUCGCACAUUACCUAGGUUCUCUCUUGAAAUGUAGUUCAAAAGUCAUGCAUUACUCAAACAUUCCUACCUCAUAUUCCAUACCUAUAUUAUAUAUUUGAAAUAUAUAUAAAUGAGAUGAUAUUUGAUGAUCAAAUAAAAGUUAUGGAAAGAUAUGUAGAUGAAGCUAUGCAGGAAAUAUUAAUUGCGCUUAAAGAAUUUAAUUACCUUGAUUCAACUCAAGAUUUUUACCCAGAUCAUGAAAAACAUAGCUGUUCUGACUCGGCCAUAUCAUCCAACGGUAAAGGCCGCAAACUGGAGCCCGAAUGGUUAGGUUUCAAAGGGUCUUUCAGGUUUAGUGGUGUACUAAACAACGAUCAGCCCACCAUAUCUACCAAUACCCAAUAUCCCAACGCUAGUUUGAACAAAAUAAAGGGUUUAACCAUCUCGAGCUUUAGAAACUUUCUCAGCCUCAGCAGAAAAACAACACACCCUUUAUUAAUUUCCCCCUCUAAAUCUUCAACAAGAACUCCUGCUAUCGGCUCUUUUUUCGAACACAGGAGUUCACGAAUGGGGCGAUCAAUUCAAGACUCUCAUCGUAGGUUGUCAUCACGUUUAACUGACUAUCACUUUUUCCGUAAGUGCCGCGAUGUUGUUCUAAGGCGACGCCCUUGGAUAUCCUCGUUCGAAUCUCGCAGACGCUCCCGUUACAGCGAUAGUCAUCAUGCCACUAACCGUUCAUUUUUCUCUUCUACUUCCUCCUCGUCCUCUUCAAUAUCUUUAAAGGGGAUUGAUAACCAUAAAGAAAUAACGGAGGAAGGCGAACAAAAUGAAGAGUUAGCCAUAUCGAUGCUCGAUCCAUGUGAUACUUUUUCCGCUUGCUCAUCACACUCUCGCGCGGAUUACGCGCAUGAUAAUCUAUUUGUUCGUCAAGUCCCAACUUCCGCUAGCUUUGUCGAAUACUCAGAGGACGUUUCCAGUAGUUCCGUGGCCAUCUUUCCUCACGGUUACUACCUACGUAAGUCACAUUUUCGCUCAGCACCUGACCUCUAUCAUCGUUUGUUGGCCCAGAGGCCUGAUACACCUCCAAAAAAUAAGGUUAGACUUUUUGCGAUUUGCAAGAGGGUGUCACACGCAGCUGGUCUUAAGUCAACUCGUGAUAUUUGGCAUCCCACCUCUCCUAUUAAUACACUUGACGAAAGUUGUGCUCUCGAUUUUCCAAGAGAUACUAAUAGCUUCUUUAAACCGUCCCGACGCUACGAAACCUACGACCGUCAACGAUUUCGCUGCCCCGAUGCAACCCUCUUUAGCUCGCCUCAUUCCCCGCUUUCGGACCAAGAUGACUCUAGUCAAAAUCGUCAUGGUAAGCGAGUCGGUGGUGUGAGUCGUUACGUAUCGCUAUCAUUAGCGUCAACUAAAGACCUGGCACUACUACGUAAUGCCGCCUUGGUGCGUUUCCCCCAAUACACUUCCGCUCGCAAUUUACUUAUAGCAGCCCCAUCCUCUCCCAGGUCCAUUACUCUAAAAAGCAGCGCCGGCGCUGCCCUUGUUACGCGUUUGACCGCACGACUUUUUGCCCCCGUUUUAUCUUCUGCCUCAUUUCCGCGUGGCUCACCCGCAUCUCUCUCAUCGUUUGUAUUUGGUUCUGCUUUACUGCGAGACGGAAAAUCACGCGGUCUGCCACCUAUCAUAACUUCGGCCUUGCAAUACAUUCGCUCUCAAGCUCAUGAUCACACAGGGGUGUUCCGUAAGGCUGGAUCUAGUGCUCGUAUAUAUGCACUUAGAACUCGUAUCGAAGACGCUUAUCGCCUGGGUGAAAAUACUGUACCUUUUUACGAAUUUCAAAUUUACGAUGUCGCCGACGUUGUUAAACAGUAUUACAGGGAGAUAGCUGAUGGACCUAUCUUCUCAAAAGAGAUGUCUCAACUUUUGAUUUCGAUAUUCGCAAAUGUUAAAGGUCGAGCUCGGUCCUGCUUACGAGAUCUAAACCGCUGGAGCCCGCUUUUAGCUGUCGAGAAGCGGGAAGCCCUUAUUCCGCUACUUUCCGUUCUUCGUUCUGUCUCUGUCGCCCCGGGAGCUCUCAUGACUGCCCACAACCUCGCCAUAUGCCUGACGCCCACUCUUUUCCACCCCUCCGUAUUUGAACAAGAAUCAAUUACGGCUUCCUUGGAAUCUCGCAAAAUAAAAACCAGCCCGGACCGCCUUGAUAAUUUAUGUUACAGUGGUUUAGAUAAUGAAGUCAGCUUUGGCGGUCAGCACGUUUGCUGUCCAGGGCCUGUGGGCACUAACGACUUGCGGUUUCAGGCCGGAGUUUCUUGUUUAGCCUUUCUCAUCGAAAAUUUUCGUCAGAUUUUUCGGGUUCCUAGAGAAUACCUAAACGCCAUCAGCGUUUCUUACGAAAAUGUUCGCGUUCCCGCCUUGAAUUUCCCCGAAGACAUAGAUAAAUUAGUUCGGAUUCAUAUCAUUGAUAUGUUUCAGAAACAUAUACGUAAGGUAGACCGUUUUAUCCGUCUGUCCCGAUUUGGGCACACCGAUAUCAAAAUGUCAUAUAAACCUUUGUUCCGGACUGAUUUUGGCCUGCCUUUGCAUCGUACAUUGGGCCGGAUAUAUCCAGCGGAAACGAGCUACGAGGUCUCUUUACUCACUCUCUUUAAAGUGUCCACUGUAGUUAACUGUGUCCCUGCUCGGUUAAUGUCUUUCAUUCAUUCCCAGAAAAAUUUUGUGCAAGUCGACAGCUCCUCUCAAAUAGCUGAUUUCAACGAGGACUUAAUCAAACUGGUAAAACCGCGAAUUAUCCAAAUUUUUGAUCCUGUCACUCGGAAAAGUUCUACAUGCAUCAAGACCAAUCUAUUAAGUCGAAACUGUGGUAAGUGGAUGUCGAUAUGUUUCUCUGUCUCAUCUGACCGGUUAUACGCGGUCUAUAAUCCUGUACCCGCCGAUACAUUCGAAAUUUAUUAUUCGGACAUGGUUAUAGCCCCCCGUCACAACGGAGUCUCCUCCCGACUCCUCUAUUUUUGCUGCAUCGAUGUCCCGGGUCUUUCGAACGAAUACCUCGUGGAUGCAUUUUCCAAAACUUUGCACAAAUACGUUUACGAUUUGAAACGACGUUUUACUUAAAUUUAUCAUAAAAGCUAUCUUUUAUUAUAUAAUAUUUAUAAAAUCGUGUCAUUUUGUAACCAAGAGUAAAUUGUAAAGGCAAAUUAUAUUCUAUAUACCCUUAUAAUUAAUAAGUUUAUCCCACUCCCCACCAUGAAAUGCUUAUGUUUUUAUUCUACAUAGUUUCUCCUAAAAAAUUAUUUCGUUAAGAAAAAACCACGACCUAUUUUAAAGGGUUAGAAUAAAAAUUAUUUUGUUUUUCCCAAUUUUUUUUUAUUUUAAAGUGUAAUAUAACAAAUCAGGAAACGCUUGACAUCGAUGACAAUUUUGAAUUUCAAGUAUAAUUUAUGUUACUAAAAAAAUUUUUUUUUAUUUGUUUAAGAUAAAUUCAUAUAUUUGUUGCCUCCUAUUAAAUACAUAAUGCGUUACUUGUUAUAUAAAAUUUUGAUCUUAUGUAUAUAAUUCAUUCCUUUAUGCGGGUCCAUAUU
Messenger RNA from Gordionus sp. m RMFG-2023, 3580 nucleotides. RefSeq lists its product as uncharacterized. NCBI's taxonomy places the organism in Eukaryota, Metazoa, Nematomorpha, Gordioida, Chordodea, Parachordodidae. The coding region runs from base 135 to 3113 and encodes 992 amino acids. Gene Ontology annotation, molecular function: GTPase activator activity. Gene Ontology annotation, biological process: signal transduction; actin cytoskeleton organization; regulation of Rho protein signal transduction. The record is from RefSeq and is a predicted model, not a curated record. The transcript is spliced from 12 exons.